Bolinopsis microptera is the source of this 657-nucleotide messenger RNA. Its product is annotated as calmodulin-beta-like. The transcript has 4 exons. The record is from RefSeq and is a predicted model, not a curated record. NCBI's taxonomy places the organism in Eukaryota, Metazoa, Ctenophora, Tentaculata, Lobata, Bolinopsidae. Bases 22 to 549 code for a protein of 175 amino acids. Gene Ontology annotation, molecular function: calcium ion binding.
AGAAACGAAGGACCCAACAAGAUGUUUAAUCUGUUUGCCAGACGAACAGGCCGUUCCGCGUCCGGCAAGUUCGCGUCCUCUCACUGCCAGCCCACUGAAACCCGGAAGUGGACUGAUGCAGAGUACAAGGCUGCGUUCCGGAUGUUUGAUCGGGACCGGGACGGGACGAUCACAAAGUACGAGCUUCAGAAGGUCCUGGGAACUCUGGGACAGGAGACUACGGAGGAGGAAAUGGAUGAGCUCAUGGGAGAUAUAGAUGUGGACGGUGACGGUACUAUUAGUUUGGAUGAGUUUAAAACCAUGAUGGAGAGGUUGAUGGAGAGUAACGAGGAGGAUGACAGAGAGCUGCUAGAGGACACUUUCAACGAUUUCGAUGUGUCCGGAGAUGGUCUGAUAGGGGUUGAAGAUCUACUACAUGUGUACAGAAAGCUGGGUGAUGACGAGAUCACUAUAGAGGAGGUAGAGCAGAUGAUAGUAGACGCUACAGGAACUCCUAAGAGGAAGAAGGCUACUUUUGAAGAGUUUAAAGCCGUGUUGAAGGAAUAUUGAGAGAGUUUAACGCCGUGUAUUGAGACUUUUAAUUUGUGAGACAGCGUCGUACCGCAGUGGCGAAACGUUGUUGUUGGCGCCCCCCCCCCCCCCCCCCCCCCGCUGAAA